Molecule: messenger RNA, 943 nt
Organism: Hevea brasiliensis (rubber tree)
Lineage: Eukaryota; Viridiplantae; Streptophyta; Magnoliopsida; Malpighiales; Euphorbiaceae
Exons: 1
Coding region: 120-698 (192 amino acids)
Biological process (GO): endoplasmic reticulum calcium ion homeostasis
Cellular component (GO): endoplasmic reticulum membrane; cytoplasm
Molecular function (GO): calcium channel activity
Source: RefSeq, a predicted model, not a curated record
CAAAAUCUCAUAUUACUUAACCCGUAGCCAAUCAUCACCCUCAGACCUCAGUCCCAUCCAGUGAGAACUUGGCCGAAGAAGAUUUCUCAAGGGUCGUAUCUCUCCAGCGUCGUAUACCGAUGGCCACACCCCAAUUCCUUUCUUCCUUCAAGUACUCCGACAGCCUUACGGUGGUGGCCAUCUCUAUCUGCACCGCCGUGGUCUGCGAGGCCAUCUCCUGGAUCUUAAUUUACCGCACCAACUCCUACAAAUCCCUCAAAUCCUCGAUCGACAAAGCUUCUAAGAAGCUCGAGACUAUGAAAACCGAAACCACCAAAGUCACCAUCAAGAAAUCCAAGACCAAGAAAAUAGACCGCGUCGAGACUUCCUUGAAAGAGUCUAGUCGCGAUCUCUCCCUCUUCAAGUUCAAAUCCGGAGCCGUCGUCGCGUUGGUUCUCUUCAUCGUUUUUGGACUGUUGAAUUCUUUAUUCGAAGGGAAAGUUGUCGCCAAAUUGCCGUUUAAGCCCAUAGGGAUCGUGAUGAAGAUGAGUCAUAGAGGGUUGCAAGGCGAUGACGCGACGGAUUGCUCAAUGGCGUUUUUAUAUUUCCUCUGUUCGAUUAGUAUCCGCACAAAUCUCCAAAAGUUUCUAGGGUUUUCGCCUCCACGUGGAGCUGCCGGGGCCGGAUUGUUCCCCAUGCCUGAUCCGAAAACGAAUUGAUCGGGUUUGGUUUUGUUCACUUAUUAAUACUUCUUAUUUUAUUAAUUCCUAGUGUUAUUAGGCCAUAAUUAUCUGAUUCUCUAGUGAGGAGUAGGAUAAACUAGAACUAUCAUUGUUCAGUAAACGGAUAAUGAUUUGAUAAUUGAUCUCUAGAACUGGGAUGAAUCUCCACUGUUGUUUUGGUGAUUGUUGUGCUUUAUGUGUAAUUUUGGAAAUCUAUGGAACAAUUGUUGCUCUAGUCUGAA